Molecule: messenger RNA, 1038 nt
Organism: Moesziomyces antarcticus
Lineage: Eukaryota; Fungi; Basidiomycota; Ustilaginomycetes; Ustilaginales; Ustilaginaceae
Product: acylglycerol lipase
Exons: 1
Coding region: 1-1038 (345 amino acids)
Cellular component (GO): membrane
Molecular function (GO): lipase activity
Source: RefSeq, a predicted model, not a curated record
AUGACCGUGUCCAAGAAGCAGCCCACCGUGCCGCCCGUGCUCGACGUGCCCAACGCGGGCGAGUCGGAGCAGUUCUGGAUCGACACCGACUACUCGGACAAGAUGCGUUUCUGGGCCAAGCGCUUCUACCCGACCGAGGCGGGCCAGGAGGUGCAGCCCAAGUCGACGACCAUCUUUGUGCACGGCUUUGUCGAGUACGUCGACCGCUACCGCAACAUCUUCAAGCUGUGGCCGAGCAAGGGCCACGAGAUCCUGGGCUUUGACCAGCGUGGCUGGGGCAACACCUGCCGCUCCUCGUCGGAGCCCGUCAAGAACUACGGCAACACGACGUGGCCGCAGCAGUUCCAGGAUCUGGAGCACGUCAUCCGCACCACGCGCCAGCGCCUCGACGAGCGAUGGGGCGCCAACAAGGUGCCCAUCUUCCUGCUCGGACACAGCAUGGGCGGCGGCAUCGUCACCGCCUUCCACACGCGCAGCGACGAGUGGAAGCAGCAGCACGCCGCCAACGCGCCGUCGCAGGAGGCCAAGGACAUGGUCGCCGGUGUCGUCGCCUGCGCUCCCUGGCUCACGCUCACCAAGCCGCCGCCCUGGUUCGUCGUGUGGGGCGCCACCAAGAUCCUCUCGCUCAUCCCCGAGAUGCACUGGAGCGUCGAUCUGUUGGGCAAAAACAUCUCGCGAGACCCCGUGGUCGCCAGCAACUUUGAAAACGACCCGCUCUCGGAGAAAAAGGUGUACCUCAAGGCUAUUCAGGGCCCGCUGCAGGGCGGCAUGGACAUUGUCGAAAAGGCGUACCAGCACUGGCCCGAGUCCAAGCCGCUGCUCGCCAUCCACGGAACCGCCGAUCUGGUGACCAGCCACAAGGGCUCGCAGAUGCUCAUCGACCGCGUCAAGGCGAGCGACAAGACGCUCAAGCUCUUCGACGGCUACUAUCACGACUUGCUCAACGAGCCCGGCCAGGACAAGGUCAUCGUGGCCGAAUAUGUGAUUGGGUACGUCGCACCAAACCUGCUCUUACUGCUUGCCGAGCGACGCAGCUGA